GCGCCCUGUACUGAAGGGGGAUGCGGUUUUCGGUCCUUCCGCAUGUUGAUGGGAGUUGCUCUGGUCUGGCGUCGGCGUAGUCCAAGUUUUCCUCUCAGCCCAACAAUUUCAGCACUCCUCACAUGCGGGGCAGUGUACGUCGAAACUGGAUGCCGGCGCAGUAUUCAAGGCUCCCUAUCUUCUCAAAAGCAUGGCAUGAGCACAUGUAUAAACCUCGAACCUCGGGCCCACCGCUGUGCAACCGAAUGCGCCGCGCCCAUUGUUCCACAAAUCAGCGCCGCGGAAGCGGAAAAGCCGUCACUAGGCACGCCAGAAACGUCGAAAUCCCCAACAGCGCAGGGAUUCUAUCUCAGUACAAAGUUUCGAAAGGGACGGAUCGUACGGAGAUCUGCAGGGAAGCCCUUAGACGGAUCGUCCAGCCGGAAUGCGGGUGGAAAAUUACUAUUUUAAUGGCAGCCGCUUCCUUGACUUUGGGCUCGUUUCGAUGCAAAACAAUUUCCAAGAACGGGCUUCGUGUUCUAAUAGGGAAAGAAUGCCUUGGAUUACUUAGGGACAAGAGCUAUCUGAUUCCGAUGUCGUGUGCCUUCUUGUAGGGAUAACCAUCACAGCGCGAUCUAUAACCAUAUAGAUUCAUCUCCAGGACGAUCACGCAGGACCGCAAUCCAGGAGAUUUCGAGCCCGGGAGACCAAUCACGAGUUAUUAUUGACGAAUCUCCACAACAAACCGCGCUUGCAAUUGCCCCGUUGUUGUUUCUGUCUCCAUCACUACACUGACUGCUUGGCACCUUUAGCCUCCUCUUUUUC
This is a messenger RNA of Trematosphaeria pertusa, 804 nucleotides long. RefSeq lists its product as uncharacterized. NCBI's taxonomy places the organism in Eukaryota, Fungi, Ascomycota, Dothideomycetes, Pleosporales, Trematosphaeriaceae. The transcript has 2 exons. Bases 123 to 593 code for a protein of 156 amino acids. The record is from RefSeq and is a predicted model, not a curated record.